This is a messenger RNA of Stegostoma tigrinum, 2904 nucleotides long. Its product is annotated as hormonally up-regulated neu tumor-associated kinase homolog A. The record is from RefSeq and is a predicted model, not a curated record. Lineage: Eukaryota; Metazoa; Chordata; Chondrichthyes; Orectolobiformes; Stegostomatidae. Gene Ontology annotation, cellular component: cytoplasm. Gene Ontology annotation, molecular function: protein serine/threonine kinase activity; ATP binding. The transcript has 10 exons. Gene Ontology annotation, biological process: intracellular signal transduction; protein phosphorylation. The coding region runs from base 174 to 2405 and encodes 743 amino acids.
CGGUAUGCCUGGAGGUAAAUCAUUAACUGAUCUGUCAGAGAGGAGUCGAGUGAUCCUGGGCUCGGAGCUCGGCCUGCGGGCGAUGCUGGUCACGGAGCAGAGAGAGCUGCAGUGAAGGAGCGAAGGUGGGAAGCAGCGGCUCUCGGCUCAGCCUGCGCGGACCGAGCCCAGCGAUGCCUGCUCUCGCUCCGGAACACAUCGUGACACAGGGGGCCGAAGAAGGGCAACCGGCCCAACCCGGCAAGGACUCGCAAGUGCCCGAGUGUUUCAUGGCCAUGCCUCAGGAUCUGAUGAAAAGUUUCUCUCACACGAAACGGGUCGGGAAUUACCUGGUGGGUAAAAUGAUCAACAAAGGCUCCUUUGCCAAGGUGAUGGAAGGACUGCAUGUUCCAACAGGGGAAAAGGUAGCCAUCAAAGUGAUUGACAAGAAAAAAGCAAAGCAGGACACUUACGUGCGGAAGAAUAUGAAAAGGGAGCCCCGCAUCCACCAAAUGAUCAAGCAUCCAAACGUUGUUCAGUUAUUUGAAACCCUGGAGACAGAGAACUCCUACUACAUGGCUAUGGAGUUAUGCCAGGGAGGAGACCUGAUGGAUAGAAUUUGUGAAAAGAAGAAGCUGGAAGAAAAAGAAGUGAGAAAAUACACCAGGCAGAUCUUGUCAGCGGUGGAACAUCUCCAUCGUCACACGAUAGUACACAGGGAUCUCAAAAUUGAAAACUUCCUCCUCGAUGAAAAUAACAACAUCAAAAUUGUCGAUUUUGGACUGAGUAACACCUUGAAGAGUGACAGCCAGGAGUUGUUGAAUACACAGUGUGGGAGUCCUGCCUAUGCUGCUCCAGAGCUCCUUGCUCAUCAGAAAUAUGGUCCCAAGGUGGAUGUCUGGUCAAUUGGGGUCAGUAUGUUUGCGAUGCUCACCGGCAUGUUACCAUUUACGGUGGAGCCAUUCAACAUUAAGCAGCUGCACCAGAAGAUGAUAAACGGAGACAUUAGUUCCAUCCCACCAGAGAUCUCCUCAGGAGCUGUACACUUCAUGCUUUCCUUGCUUGAACCUGACCCAGCCAAACGACCCACUGUCAGAGAAGCAAUGGAAGAAAAAUGGUUAAAUGAAGGUUUCAUUCGAAGACCACUGCAUUCCGUUGUUUACAAGAACAGACUGCGUUCUGAUGAACUGAAUUCAAUGGUUUUAAACUUUAUGGCUGAGAAAACAGGUUUAGGGCUUACAGAGAUUAUCAACACAUUGAUCAAUAACAGGCCAUCCCCCAGCAUGGCAACUUACUAUUUGUUACUGAAAAAACUGGCUCGAUACCAAAAAGGAAUAAAAAACAAGAAGAAAAUUGUGUCAAGAGGGUGUAACUUGUCAUCUAAAACUCUUUGCAUUGAACAGGCAGAAAACAUUUCCCCCAAUAAAAGGCCAACUCAACAGAGAGAAAAUGCAAUGCCAAAGCAGAGCAAACAGUCAGCCGUGAGAAGCCCAGAUCAAAAUCUUUCAUCAGCAUUGAAUGGCAAUAAACAAACUGUUGAGCAGGCACAUGAGGAGAAUGAUAGAGAGUCCGAGACAACUGAGCAGCAGCACACAUACAUCCCCACAAUGAAAGAGGUUAUUAAAGAAGAAGAGAUUGCAAUUUCUCUAGAAAAGCACGACCACUGCUUCGCAGAAGUUUCUAAUUUUGCCAAUCGGGAACUAGUAUACCUUGGGCCUCCCGAGUCUUCAUCUAGACGGAUAUCUGAUCAAGCAAGUUCUGAGUUUCAAGGCAAAUCAGAUGAAACCUGUGGAAUGGCUAUAAAACAAGACCUUCAAAAUCAAAAGCAGGGUACUUAUUUGCAAGCAAUAAAUCAACAGGAGUUUGAAGGGAAUCUCAAACAAACAAUUGACAGUCUUGGCAGAAAAACACCCAGAUCUUUGCUAGAGAGCAAAGCACAUAACAGACACCCUGCAACCCAACAUGAAACCAGAUUUAAAGAUCUUCUCCAAGCUAUGGAAGACCAAUCCACAACAACAAAUUGGAGGUUUACGGAGAAAGAUGGACACAAUUUUGCAAUAAUUGACCCGCCUCAGCUAUCCCUAUUGCCAAAACUCAAACAAGGUAUUUUCAAAGAUAAACUCGGUCAAAAAAUUAAUUGGGUUGGAACACCACAUCAUGGAACAAAUGUGUCAUCACCCUUUUUGGUCAACAGUGGGAGACAUGCCCUUUUACCACCUUCUCGCCAGCAGACAUUGAUAUUCAAGAGUCUGCAUCAGUCCAAGGAGAGGACACAAGCUUCUCUCACCAGGAACAUUUUCAAAAGGGACUGCAUUCAGCUCAGGGCACCUCAGCAACCAACAGAUUUAAAUCUACCAGUGCUUACUCCAGCAUUACAGUCAAAGUCAGACAAGAAAGGUGGAAUACUAAGGCUAGACUUUAUGUAAAUAAUGUAACAAAAUGAGGAUCAAUGGGCAGGAAGGUUCUGAUUUUUGGCUAUUUGUAGUGAGACUUUAAAUUUGUUGUUUUAUUCCCAAAAUAAGACAAACCUUCCUGUGUUUCUUAGAGAAGAUUGACAAACAAUUAUAAAAAUGAAGAGAUUGCCUGUGUAAUGACCUGAUAAAUAAAUAGUUUCUUAUGUACUUAGAAAUACAGAGAAAUUACACAAACAAAUCAGCCAGUUCUAUUGGCAUUUUCAUUCCAUUUGAGAAUAUGAUCCAAAUCAAUUUUAAAUGACCUGCUUCCAUAUCACUUUAUAGUCUUUUUCUUCAUACAUCUAUCCUAUAUACUUUGGAUGCUUUUCUUACAUUUCUUGGGAUGUCAGCAUUGCUGAUAAGUCUGGAAUUUAUGGGUCAUGCUCUUUGCUCUUGACAGAGUAUUGCUGGGUCUUCUUCAACAGCUACAGUUUAUGUGGUUUGCUGUUAAUGAGGGACUUCCAAAAUGUUA